UAAGAAUCAUUGGGAAAACUUCGUAUUCCGUAUCAAAAAUAAUUUGACCAGCCAUAAGCAAAUAGGUAAUGAUCCUAAAUAUAGAGAUUUUAAAGUUCAACUAGCAUACUUCCCAACUUUGACUAAAAAAAAUCAAUCAGCAACUAUGGAAGAUGCACAAGAUCAGUAUUAUGACACAAUGUCACUUUGGGGGGUUUGA
Messenger RNA from Dentiscutata erythropus, 199 nucleotides. The record is from the annotation of a GenBank genome assembly. Lineage: Eukaryota; Fungi; Glomeromycota; Glomeromycetes; Diversisporales; Gigasporaceae.